Molecule: messenger RNA, 2391 nt
Organism: Eurypyga helias (sunbittern)
Lineage: Eukaryota; Metazoa; Chordata; Aves; Eurypygiformes; Eurypygidae
Gene: GPRIN3
Product: GPRIN family member 3
Exons: 1
Coding region: 1-2391 (796 amino acids)
Biological process (GO): neuron projection development
Cellular component (GO): plasma membrane
Source: RefSeq, a predicted model, not a curated record
AUGGGGACUGUACCAGACCCUCAGAGAUCUGCCAAGCUUUCCCUGGUCACAGCUUCUGUGGAGGAGGACCACCUGGGAGACCUGCAGCCUCUGAAGCACCAGCCCCAGCUUCCCAGUGGAGAGAGGACCAGCAAUGGCUUCCCAUGCACACCAUCUGGCUCAGCUGGAGUUUGCUUGUUCGACCUGAAGUGCACGGUGGCUGCCGGCACGCAGCAGUGCGAGCAGCGCGGCAAGGACGAUGCUAGCCAGCAUGAAGCCUUUCUUCCUGGGCUGGCCAGCAAAGCUGCGGAGGAGUGUCCUGCAGCCGUAGAGCCUGCUGCUUGCUCCUGGUCCAGGGACAGCUGGGGACCGUCAGCGCCAGCCCCCGCUGCAGCAGCAGGAGUCCUCUUGGCAGGGCAGGGGCCAGAGAUGAUGCCAGCCCCUCAGAGCUCCCGGCAGUUUGUGCAAGGCAGCCAGGCGAAAACGUGCUCCCUGAUGCAAAUGGAUGACUCUGCCUUGAAACCUCAAGGGACUGAUGAUCAGUCAGCAUUUGAGGUGUUAAAUUAUUCUUCCCCAGGUGACCCUAUUAGGGGUAAUGAGUCCUGUUGUACUUCUCAGGCAAACCUUCUGCAAAGAGGGGAAAAAGACAGGGAAGUGGAAAAAACUGGUUCUGCUGCAUGCCAGCCAGCCUCGUCAGCGAGGCACACCAAAGCUGACCUGGAGAGAGACCCACAGACCGGUUUGGAGGCCAAAAGUGGGGCUGCAGGCACCGUGCAGUUGCAUCCCACAGACAAAACUGAAGAAAUGCAGAGCAGCGAGGCACCAGCCCAGCCUAGCCACGAGAACCCACGUCCCAUAUGCAAUGCGGAUGCUGAGCCAGGGAGUCCAGGCCCCACCCAGCUCUCCAAAUUCAGAGAAAUGGGUACAAUGACGGUUCAGUCGGAGAGCAGCUCUUUAACUCAGGAAGCAGUAAGCAGGACAUGGCGAGAUGCUGAGGUCCAGGCGGUGGCUACCGUGGAGAGUAAAUCGGCCUCCACCAGCCCCAGCAUCCUUGCUGCCUUCUUAAAAGGGAAUCCUCCUCCGGAGGAGAAGGAAGAACUGCACAUAAUUUACCAAGGAGGUAUGGGGCUGAACCAGUCUGCACUUACUGACAUUUUCUCCUCACAACAGAAGUCUCCAUGUUCUCCUGCUAUCACGUCAAAAUCAACUGUUGUUACGGCUGUGACUGCUUCAUCCCAAACCCAGCCUGUCAAACUGCCUGGGGUCCCACCUGAUGUGGUGUCUCCAGCCUCAGCAGAUAAUGCAAAACCUGCUCUCCCCUUCUCCCCUGCAGCUGUUACCUCCCAAGGGACAUCUGUGGGUCAAGCUGACAUGAUCGGCGCAGCCCAUGAUGGCAAGGAUGCUGCUCGGCUGCUGCUGGAUGCUCCAGUCACACCAGAGCCCAUCCCUGUGGAGCAGCUUGCAGUUGACCCCAGUAAUCAAACUCUGGCUCAGUCUGGGUCUGGCGCUGGUGAACCGUGCACGACUUCUGCUGCUGCUGUCCCAGGAACCCAGAACACCGUGUGUGAUCCUGUCCACGAGGCAGGAAGCAGCUGGAUACCUUUACUCUGUAGCGCACCCGGUGGAGUCAAGCAGAAGGAGGCCCUGGGCAGCUCUGACCACAAGCCUGUACAAUCCAAGGGUGCGGGCCAAGGGGAGGCCGUUCCUAACCAGUGUGUGGUAAAACCGAAGGAAGAAAACUCGACGGUGCUUGAUCCUAAAGGAGGGCUGAGUGUUAGCAGCCAACCUGCUGCUGUCCACACAGAGGUGUGCUCAGAGGAUGCAAGUGAAAAGGAGAAGAGUAGAGGCCGGGGAGACGCUGGCCAGGCUCAGACAGCCAGUGGCCAGAGCCUGCAGGCAGAACUGACACCCGAGUUGAGUGCAAGCUCUGCACGUCUUGCCCCUCUCUCGGAGGUGUCAGCAGCUCCCCAGCAGCAAGGCCUGCAGGCUGAGGAGUCCAGAUGCAAGCGCCAUGCAGGAGCUCUUUCUGCUUCAGCUCAGGCCUUGCCCAUCCUGGGGGAAAACAGAAAGCAGCCCACCCCGGCCAUGGAGGCAAAAGUCCAGGUGAAGCAGUCCAAGCACGUCAGGGAUGUGAUUUGGGAUGAGCAGGGCAUGACAUGGGAGGUUUAUGGGGCUUCCCUCGAUCCAGAAUCCCUGGGAAUUGCCAUCCAGAACCACUUACAGAGACAAAUACGGGAACAUGAAAAACUGAUCCGGGCCCAGAACAGUCAGACCCGGAAAUCCAUUUCCUCAGAUACAUCCUCAAAUAAAAAACUGAAAGGGAGGCAGCACAACAUGUUCCAGUCCAUGCUGCAGAAUUUCAGGCGUCCUAAUUGCUGCGUCCGACCUGCUCCCUCUUCCGUGUUAGACUGA